GGCGCGCUUAGAGGAGGAGGGUCUAGCCGGGUGGAAGAAGUCCAGCCCGAGGUGUUUCCGCUUCCGGUGUCAGUUCGAGGCGCCGCCGCCGCAGCCGCCGGAGCCGCGAUGCCUAAAGGAGGGAGAAAGGGAGGCCACAAAGGCCGGGCAAGGCAGUACACGAGCCCUGAGGAGAUCGACGCGCAGCUCCAGGCUGAAAAGCAGAAGGUCAGGCAGGAAGAAGAGGAACAAGGAGAAGAAGGUGGAGAUGGGGCUGCAGGUGACCCCAAAAAGGAGAAGAAAUCCUUAGAUUCAGAUGAGAGUGAGGAUGAAGAAGAUGAUUACCAGCAAAAGCGCAAAGGUGUAGAAGGGCUCAUCGACAUUGAGAACCCCAACCGGGUGGCACAGACAACCAAAAAAGUCACACAGCUGGACCUGGACGGACCCAAGGAGCUUUCAAGGAGAGAAAGAGAAGAAAUCGAAAAGCAGAAAGCAAAAGAGCGUUACAUGAAAAUGCACUUAGCGGGGAAGACCGAGCAGGCCAAGGCCGACCUUGCGCGACUGGCGAUCAUCCGGAGGCAGCGGGAGGAGGCCGCCCGGAAGAAGGAAGAGGAGAGGAAAGCAAAAGAUGAUGCAACUUUGUCAGGAAAACGAAUGCAGUCGCUGUCCCUGAAUAAGUAGCAUGGCCUGUGGGAGGAGAUGCCAGGGACCGGGCCAUGCUGCCAGGACCUCUGCUGUGUCUCGCCCACCCUGUGCCCCGGCGCCGCUGCAGCCGCCCCUCAUGGCGAGGAGCCCCCCACGGCCUGGGACUUCUUCAUCUUGGCACGGAAAUCGUUUGGGGGGAUGGUGGGUGGGGGGCUGGGGGAGGGGGCAGCUGCUAUCUUUGAGACAGAAAGAUGCAGGGCAGCAUUUCAUAUGUAACCAUUUGAAUGUUUUGGCUGUUUUUAGAAUUCAGAACCCUUGUCGGGGGCGCUGGGAGGUGGGGUAAGAGGAGCUUCGUUUGUCCAGUAGGUUGUGCGGCCAGGGAGGUCAAGCCCCUGCAGCUGCUGACAGGUUUGCGACAGCCAGCUCCCCCCCCCCCCCCCCCCGGCUGUGUUGCCUGGGUGCUCGCUUGGAGGGGCUGUCGUCUGGGAGCCCGGGUUCCUGAGGGUCAUGGCUCCUCCCUGGCCAGUCCCCUCUGGCUGAGACCUCCUCUCUGCCCUUUCCACCCCUUCCCCCACCCCCUACUCUGGCCAGGCCCCGGGCCCAUUCUUAACCCUGCCCGUGGAUCAUUUCAAGAAACCUGUUUACUCUGUAGCACCCAGGCCAAACAGGCUCCACAAACCCAACUUGUAUAUUUGGCAGAUUAAACGACAUUAUCGUAA
Messenger RNA from Camelus dromedarius (Arabian camel), 1343 nucleotides. It is a transcript of the gene PDAP1, whose product is annotated as PDGFA associated protein 1. The coding region runs from base 109 to 660 and encodes 183 amino acids. Gene Ontology annotation, cellular component: cytosol. The record is from RefSeq and is a predicted model, not a curated record. Gene Ontology annotation, molecular function: RNA binding. NCBI's taxonomy places the organism in Eukaryota, Metazoa, Chordata, Mammalia, Artiodactyla, Camelidae. The transcript has 6 exons.